This is a messenger RNA of Punica granatum (pomegranate), 1398 nucleotides long. Lineage: Eukaryota; Viridiplantae; Streptophyta; Magnoliopsida; Myrtales; Lythraceae. The record is from RefSeq and is a predicted model, not a curated record.
UCCCUGCAAGCCAUAUUUCUUUUUUUCUUUUUCUCCCUUCUGCUGCUUCUCCCUUCCCUGUCGAGCCCGUGAUCCCCUGCACCUCUCUUUCCUGUUUCAGCUUCAAUCUCAUACAUCCCGUCCAAGCAAGCAUCCCGUUUCUUUCCUUUCUUGUUUCUCCUCAGCAAUGACAACUUUGAACGUGUGUUUUUUUUCUUUUUCUUGGCUCAUUUUCAGUCUGUCGUGCCUGCUACCUUUCCUCUCGGUCUGCUGCAAAUUCUCAUGCAAAAAAAAAAAAAAGGACAACGGUCAACUCCUGACCGUUGCCCCUCGUCCCCCAUUUUUUUUUUGUCUUAUUCCUCCUCCUUCUCUUCUCCUUUCUUUUGCUUCUUUCUUCUUCCAGAGGACCGAAAAAAAAAACCCGAGAACGAAAACCCUAGCUCCUGACCUCACUCUCACUCCAUUUUUUUUCGAAACCCUAGCCGCAACAUCGCGGGCUCAAAACAAAAAACGAAAAAAACCUCAGCUCUUCUUCCCCUCGGCUCCCUCUCAUCACGGCGGUCAGUUCAUUCACUCCCUCUCACCGACCCUCACAGCUGGUUCUCUCAACCGGCUCCCCCACGGACAGCAGCCGGCAACUCAGGAGUUCAAGGGCUCCCUGAGCUUGAGCUCUCCCUCAGCUGCUGGCGCCCCCGACACAACUCCCUCAGUUCGAUCCUCCUAGCGGAGGCUCCCAGCUCGCUCACGGCUUCCCUUGAGCUCCCGCCGAACCCUGAGCUAAACCAAUGCUCGAGCUCUCCUUUUUUUUUUUCAUUCGGUGUUAUGUACGUCAUCUUCAGCUUGUUUCUGCCGCUUGUUUCCCUUCCUUUUUGCAGGUCCGAGAUCCCCGAAUCCGACGAGUCGCUGUAUCGUUGCACCUUCCUUCGAGAUCCCCGAGUUGGUUUGUCGACAUGUCGAGGGAUUUUCGAAGUUCACGAGGCUCCUCCUGACAUCGGCUCAGGAGAGGAUGGAGAGCGCGUGGGGCAAGGACCGUCGGGAGUUCCGACCGGAGAGGUGACUGGAAUCGGACGGCGCCCUCGGGGUGGUCUGCCGGCAGGAGAGCCCCUUCAAGUUCCCGGUGCUCCAUGCCGGCCCCAGGAUGUGUCUCGGGAAGGACAUGGCUUACAUUCAGAUGAAGUCGAUCGCGGCGUCGGUCUUGGAGAGGUUCACAAUCGACGUCCAGGAUAGUGACACGUGUCGGGAACCCCUUGUUGUCUCUUACCCUAAGGAUGAAAGGGGGGGCCCCCGUGAAAGUGAAUCCCCGGCCAGGGGAUGAGGUGGAUCAUCGUACCUCUUACUAUACUUGUACAUCAGACAUUUUCUAUAGUAUAGCAAGUACUUUGUACAAGAUUUCUGGAAAUUCUAGCAUAACAUGGCAUU